Mycena citricolor is the source of this 441-nucleotide messenger RNA. Lineage: Eukaryota; Fungi; Basidiomycota; Agaricomycetes; Agaricales; Mycenaceae. The record is from the annotation of a GenBank genome assembly.
UUCGGGCACAUCAAAAACAUCCAAUUGAUCAAGAACCUAACAUUAUUACUGUUCUUUCACCCAUGUUACAGUGAGGAGCAAGUCGAGAUUCGGGGCAGAUACAAAAUGCGUCUAUUAUGAACUGCUUGGCUUUGCGAUGUGCUGGCCCUCAGGCAACACAUCGAAACCACUCUGCCCGAGAUCGACGGGCAGAAUCGCAGUCUCAUCAACACCGCUGGCCAGAAGCCCUUCGGACUCCUCCACAUCGGUGACCGUCACGAUCGCGGGACGCAAGAACUUGGGAGGUUGGAUGAGGUUGUUGAACACAAACUAGAAAUGUAUCAGGAUGAUCGGGAUCAGGCUAGCGCAUGAACUCACGGUUCCGUAGCUAGAGAACAUCCGCGAAAAUCCGAGAAUUUGGAGCAACGAGACCGGAAAGACCAGUUUCUCCCAACCAAGCAU